Molecule: messenger RNA, 1087 nt
Organism: Ictidomys tridecemlineatus (thirteen-lined ground squirrel)
Lineage: Eukaryota; Metazoa; Chordata; Mammalia; Rodentia; Sciuridae
Gene: Rab5if
Product: RAB5 interacting factor
Biological process (GO): mitochondrial respirasome assembly
Source: RefSeq, a predicted model, not a curated record
AGCCCGGCAGCUUGGCUAAGUGAGAGGACUCGCAGCGCGCUAUAGGGCCGGACCGCUGAACCUGCGGCUGCCGCCGCCGCACCGCGCGCCGUGACUCGCGACAUCAGACUCCGACUACCUUUGGCUCGGCUCGCGCGCCCCAGGCCCGGCCCGGGCGGCGCGACUGGAGGAUGAGCGGCGGGCGGCGGAAGGAGGAGCCGCCUCAGCCGCAGCUGGCCAACGGGGCCCUCAAAGUCUCAGUCUGGAGCAAAGUGCUGCGGAGCGACGCGGCCUGGGAGGACAAGGUGCGCGGGGGCCUGGCGAAGGCGCAGGAUGAAUUUUUAGAUGUGAUCUACUGGUUCCGACAGAUCAUCGCUGUGGUGCUGGGUGUCGUUUGGGGAGUUUUACCAUUGAGAGGUUUCUUGGGAAUUGCAGGAUUCUGCCUGAUCAAUGCAGGAGUCCUGUACCUCUACUUCAGCAACUAUCUACAGAUCGAUGAAGAAGAAUAUGGUGGCACCUGGGAGCUAACAAAAGAAGGAUUUAUGACAUCUUUUGCCUUGUUCAUGGUCAUUUGGAUCAUCUUUUACACUGCCAUUCACUAUGACUGAAGGUGUACAGUUCCCACCUGCUCCCUGUCCAGUCCAAAGGACCCUCUUAAUUACAGCAGAAACAUCAUCAUUGGGACACCCCAGCCACAUGAAACCUGGAAGACCCGUGUUUCCUGGACCGAGAAUCAGUGUGUUGGGCGUCAGUGUUUUCUGCAAGGGUCAUGACCUGAAACUUUUUAAAGAAUCAUCUGCCUUUGGGGGAAGCAUUUCUGAAUUUGUCCAUCACCAACUUUCUUCUUGGAUACCAUCAUGUAACAGCUGUUUGCUGAGUGGAGCUGUCAUUUAAUUUGAUGCACCUCUGGAUCGGGAUGAAACAUUAAAUUGUCUUCCUCGGUUCUGCAUCAGGUGUACAGUUUUUAACUAUCAGUGGCAUUUCAAGUCUUCUGAAAACAGUAUGGCAGUAUGUAUGCGGUCGUUAGCACAGUACAAGCAGCAGCUGAUAACAGUUUGCAUUGUAGAAUGUUUUCAGAUACUUGAAUAAAUAAAUCUUUAACUGAGAA